AGUGGAGUGGAGGCUACCCUCAUCUUCAGUAAACAAUAGGUCCUUGUAUAUUUGACCCCCUCUUUAGCAGAGAGGAGUCCAUGGCUAGGGCUGAAGCUGGGAUGGAAUUCCAUCUUUGCCAGAUUUAGAUGGUAGAAACACUCUGUAAAAAGCCAGUAUUAGGAGGGUCAUACCUCUGGGGCUAUUUGUUCUUAUUUACAACCACAUCAAUAAUCAAUUAUCAUUCUCUCCUUUUUUUUCUCUAGCUGUGGUGGCCCUCAUUGAUUGUCUAUACUUGCUGUACCACAUGAUAUCUCCCCCUUGGCUGGGUGACUGAUUACUAACCUAUAUUUGAGUGGGAUUAGCCCCAAUGGUGCUGCUGGGUCAUUAAAACGUGGUUGACAAUGAUUUAUUUGUCCUUUGACCUUAUCUUUUGUUCUAUAAUUUUGGUUAUACAAUCUAAAAUUAAGACAAAUUACCUUUCUUAGUAGUAAAAACACUUCUGUCUUGUAUGUCAUUUAUAUUCACUAAAUCUCCCUUCAGCCGCUUGAUUGCAACUUCUAGUGAACAAAAUUAUUUUAAUUAAAUCCACAUAAUUUGGGACAUUACGAGACUGCUUGUUAGUUCCUGUGAGAGAAAAGGUUUUGUUAUCUCCAACCUCAUCUUAAAAGACAUCCGAUAACCUUUAUUCUUCUUCGCGUGACCGACCCACCCUUUUUGCGGAGGUGUGUUGCGGGUAUUUCAGCUUCCUUUUAGCAUGUUGUGGAAAACCAGAAUAACCUGCUUUGCUCUAAAUCACUUUACUUGCUCAGAAGUGCACGCAGUCACCUGACCAGCCUGACCCACCUGCCUUCUGCCUACUACUUGCUUUCAGUGAACACACAUGCCAGCAAGAAAUCCAGAGUCAUGUCUAAUAUUAAUCAAGGCCAAUUUCAUCUGUUAAGUGAGAGAAAAUCCACGGUACAAAGAGGCUGAAACAUCCCACACUGCUCCUCUUACAUGAUUGGAUCAAGAGAAAGGAAGCACUUGAUCCUUACAAUUGAAUUAUGUCAGUUAAUCACUUUCUGAGUUAAUGUCAUUUCAGUGUUAAUAAUAUUUGCAGAGUAAAAGAAGGUAAUCAGUCUUCCGUCCAAUGUCAGAGGGAAUUCGGUUGACAAUCAUGAAAAUUGACCUCAAGAUUAUUUUGCACAUGCCCCUGCAUUGGAGUAAAUUUGGCAAACAUUGCAUGUAUUACAAGCAGGAUUGAGAACAGAUUUAGAGAUUUAUUUUAAUAUUUUACUUAAGCUUUAAAGCAUGAGCUUUUCCCCCCCUGCUUUUCUGCUGACCUAAAACAGGCGUUUGUUCAACCAGAAGAUAUUAUCAUUUUACACAAAUGAGUCCCAACAAAAUGACCGAAAACACUAAAAUAUUAUUAGUUAUAGUUACCACAUCUUCUAUAUUUAGGUGAUACUGCAACCAAAGCAAAACCGAGAGAAUGUUUACCAAUUAUUAUACAGUUACGUACUUAUACUGGAAUUAAUAAGUGAUAUAACGCUAUACCCCCAGGGGAAUGGGAAGGGAAUAACUUAUUGAUUUUACUAGUGUAUAGAAUCAUAACAUAACAACACCAACCUCCUGAGGUCAGUCUGGACAAGAUAAACACUUUGUUUACACAGUUUGCAAAGAGCUGCUUAAUGGAGUCCUUAUCAGGCACAUCCUGAAGUGAAUGUAGAGGGCUGUUAAAAGGCAGACAGAUCACAAUGCUAAUUGGCAAAUGGAAAAUGACACCCGCAUAUUAAUAAGAGCUGAUAACUACCAGGAAUGAUGUCGCCAUCAUCAUCGUCCGAGGCAAACAAAUGCACCUAUCACUGUGUCUCAACAGUAACACGGUGCAGAAUAAUAUGUGUUCAGUAAAAUGGGGAUUUUCUUAAAACCGAAGUGUCAUACACUGAUUAUAAGACACACCACAGUAACUACGCUGUUUAAUAGACUUUAAAUAUAUGCAUUCAUUUGCAUGCCAUAGUGUCAGACCAACUGUGCGUGUGUAAUAAUUGUGCAAACAAGAGUAGGGUUUUUUCAGCCACUGUAUUUCACUUUAGUACAGGACCUCAUAGCGUGCUGCACCCUUCCCUCUGUUUGUGUUAUUUCUGUCCAAAAUGUCUUCAUUGAUUUUAUUCAAAUGCAUGUGACGUGCUGUACUAACCUCCUAAGCGAUACAAAAGAGGAUGAAUCAGUCCUGCCAGCUUUCAGUAUGAGGGAAGUGGAUUUGAUGCCUCUCUGUUAGUAUCUGUGCUGCAUGAUAAGAUCAGCCUAGGAAACUUCACAGUUCCAAAGUUAUCAGAGUCCAAUAUGGGAUUUGGUGUGCUGGGAGUGUUUCUGGGGCUGCUCCUAGAGGUCUCCACCCAUGGACCCCAUGCUGUGCCUCGAACCUCCUGGAGACACCAAGAUUUAGAUCUGAUGGAGUUUUCAGAGCCUGACAUCUUCAACUAUUCUACGUUGUUGCUGAGUGAAAAAAAGGAUGCACUGUAUGUGGGAGCCCGGGAGGCCAUCUUUGAGCUCAGCAAGAAGAAUGUGACAGUCAGAAACAACAAGGUUCAGUGGACAGUUGCACAGCACCCUAUGAUGAUGUGCACGCUUAAAGGAAAAUCAAAAGAGAGGGAUUGUCUAAACUACAUUCGAGUGCUCCAAGUCGUAGACGAUGAGCGUCUGUACGUCUGCGGCACACACGCCUUUCAACCUCAGUGUGACUACUUGAACCUUGCAGACUUUUCGUUGGACGGUCGACCUGAAGAUGGCAGGGGGAAGUGCUCCUUUGACCCCUCACAAAGCUUUACUACUGUCAUGGUUGACGGAGAGCUGUACUCGGGGACAGCUUAUAACUUCUUAGGCAGUGAACCGAUUAUUUCCAGAUACUCUCCAUCGCAGUCUCUGCUGAGGACAGAGUACUCCACAUCAUGGCUCAAUGAGCCCAGUUUUGUUUUUGCCGACGUGAUCAGGGAAGGGACAAACCGAGUAGAUGGUGAUGACGAUAAAAUCUACUACUUCUUUACUGAGGUGUCAGUGGAGUAUGAAUUCUUUGGCAAGCUGCUCAUCCCCAGGGUGGCGCGCGUCUGUAAGGGUGACCUCGGGGGGCAGCGCACUCUGCAGAAGAAAUGGACGUCCUUCCUGAAAGCUAAGCUGGUGUGCUCCAUGCCUGAGCUCAACUUCGUCUUCAACGUAGUACAUGAUGUCUUCAUCCUAAAGGGGGCAGACUGGAGGGACACGGUCAUCUAUGGGGUCUUCACCUCCCAGUGGGGUAAUGUGGGUUUGUCAGCAGUGUGUGCUUACAACAUGACAGCUGUGGAAGAGGUCUUCUCCAAGGGCAAGUACAUGCAGAAGGCCACAGUGGAGCAGUCCCACACUAAGUGGGUCCGGUACAACGGCAUCACUCCUUCUCCGCGUCCAGGAGCCUGUAUCAACAACCUGAUGCGACAGCAGAACAUUAGCAGCUCUCUCCACCUGCCAGACAAGACCCUUCAGUUUGUGAAGGACCACCCCCUGCUGGAGGAUCCCGUCCUGCCCAUUGGCAACGGGCCUCGCCUCAUCACCAAAGACGUGAACUACACUCAGAUCGUUGUGGAGAGGGUCAGGGCGCUCGAUCAAAACAUUUAUGAUGUCAUCUUCACUGGAACAGAUAAAGGUGUCCUGCACAAGUCAGUGGUGUUUGAAGGAGAAGUGCAUAUUGUGGAGGAGAUCCAGCUCCUGAAGAACUCCGAGUCAAUCAAGAACCUGCUGUUGUCCUCUGAGACACGAUCCCUGUACGCUGGUUCAGACUCGGGCGUAGUCCAGUCACCCACGGCCUUCUGCGGCAGGUAUCUGUCCUGCGAUGACUGUGUCCUGGCUCGUGACCCAUACUGCGCCUGGGACCUGCACACUGCUGCCUGUGUCAACAUCUUUGAUGCUCCCAGCAAACCCAAUGGGAGUCUAAUCCAAAGCCUGAAUGGUGACGCAGACAAGUGUCCUUCAGUGUCAGGUCGGUCUCUGAAGGACUACCAUAGUGUGAAAGUGAAACCGGGGAGCUCUGCUGAGCUGCCGUGCCUGGUGCGCUCCAACCUGGCCCAGGUGAUGUGGAAAUCCAAUGGCUCGGUUCUCACUGAAGCCUCUCGCUUCCACCUCAUAGGCGAAAAUGGUCUCCUUAUUUACAGCGUGGCUCCAGAGGAUCAAGGUCACUACGAGUGCUGGUCCGUGGAAUGGGCCCCUGCCGCCGGGAAGAACUUCAGCCGCCUUCUGGCUGCAUAUGUCCUGACUCUGGAUCUCCCACCCAGACCCCCGCACCAGACAGGCCACGUGACCACCACCCUCGGCAGCCAGGAGAUAUCUAGCGCACACGCAGCUGAAGGUAAUGGUAAGAUAGACAGAGCCCCACUAACUUCGGCCCUCGCCCCUCCCAGCUUCACAGCCACAGUCCAGUUCACCUCCCCACCCCAAACUGACUCAUCACUAACCCCACCCCCCAGCAGCACAAUCAAGUUCCAACAUCUGGCCCCGAGCUCCAGCACUCCUCGUCCAGGCAGCCAGGACCCAGCGGCUGAGUAUUUGCAGCACAACAACAGCACCGCCCUCCUCUUCCUCUUCCUCCUGUUUUUCCUCCUCUUCCUGGCCGCACUGGUGUACAACUGCUACAUGCAGUACCUCCCAGCCCCCUGCCUGCGGCUGCGAGCUGCUCUGCUGGGCAGUCACAAGAGCGCCAAUCAGCCCGAGUAUCGGGCCUGUGAAGCAGGUCUAAUGGAAGCGUCUGCAACUGACAAAAUUAACAUGACGGAGCAGCCGACGCAGAACGGCAGCCAAGCCACUCAGAACCUCCGGGCUCUCCGUGACACUGGGUACGAGACCGAGCCGGAGUGCGGCAAUGGUCGGAUCCCCUCUCACAGCUUUGGAGAUGACAGCCCCUCCCAGGAGAAACCCUUCGAUGUGGACUGUGAAUCUCAGCCCAUCCAGUUUGCAGAUGCAGAUUAACUUUACGUCUAGCCAGAAGCCUCUGUUUUGUUUUUGUUUUUCUUAGAGACUAUUUAUGGGGGUCACGCUUUUGCUGCAUCUUCCCACAACUUAUAAGUCUAAGUGGUUUCCUCCUAUGUGAAAGUAUGUUAAGUGUACAGCAUCAGAUGAAGUUUAAUCAUUAUAAUGCUUAAGUCAGGCGCCCCACUUGCCUGUAGAGAUUUAAAUCCUGCUGUCUGAUUUAGGGCUAAUGAUGAUAAAGCAAAAACUGUAUCCACGAAAGCUGCCCCCCCUCAGCUUAGUCCAGCAAGAAAAGCUAUUUCUUAAAUUCCAAAUUGGAAACAUUGUUUACCAAAUUGGUAAGUUACCUUGAUGUUUUCCAAAUUGGAGUCAUGUUUUUGUACAGCCUGGGUGAGAAAUAAUCUCUUGAAGCUUUUGCUUAAUUUCUUUUUUUCUUUUUCCGAAGCAAUGUGUAGGCUAUUGGACAUGGGUAAAUGCUUCAACAUUACAGUAAUUUCUCAGGGAAGAUUUGCUCAGUACAUCAUAGCCUGGCUUUGUUGUACAGUGUUGCCAUCUGCAGCACCUGGUAUGUGGGCCUUAAUCUCACCCAGUGCGGUGGCAAUGUAGGGUUUGAAGGUCAGAAAAAGAGGAAAAACAAGCGGACAAGUGCUGAAUUGCGCAUUAGAAAAAUGCUGGUAUAAAUCCAACCACUGUCCUGUGUGGA
Molecule: messenger RNA, 5656 nt
Organism: Dicentrarchus labrax (European seabass)
Lineage: Eukaryota; Metazoa; Chordata; Actinopteri; Moronidae
Gene: sema4d
Product: sema domain, immunoglobulin domain (Ig), transmembrane domain (TM) and short cytoplasmic domain, (semaphorin) 4D
Exons: 15
Coding region: 2308-4953 (881 amino acids)
Biological process (GO): axon guidance; positive regulation of cell migration; positive regulation of GTPase activity
Molecular function (GO): semaphorin receptor binding; chemorepellent activity
Source: RefSeq, a predicted model, not a curated record